This is a messenger RNA of Penaeus monodon (black tiger shrimp), 1597 nucleotides long. RefSeq names its product glutamate receptor ionotropic, delta-1-like. Gene Ontology annotation, cellular component: membrane. The transcript has 7 exons. The coding region runs from base 179 to 1222 and encodes 347 amino acids. The record is from RefSeq and is a predicted model, not a curated record. Gene Ontology annotation, molecular function: glutamate-gated receptor activity. Lineage: Eukaryota; Metazoa; Arthropoda; Malacostraca; Decapoda; Penaeidae.
ACACACACACACACACACACACACACACACACACACACACACACACACACACACACACACACACACACACACACACAAGCAAACAAACAAACCUAAUACUGCACCGAAUUUCAGAUACAAGCUACUUGUGGCUGACAGCUGGGGCGGACCGCAGGCUGAUGGCGGAUCGAUCACAGGUAUGAUUGGCAUGGUGUCUCGGAGGGAAGUUGAGUUUGCCAUCGACGAAAUAACUGUCACAGGAGCCCGCGAAGCCGUGUUGGACUUCACCAAGCCGUAUUUCAUGGAGUCCAUCACGAUUGUCAGCCGAGCGCCCGCCGAGAAAAGCCGGGCGAUGGCCGUUUUCUCGCCCUUUACGCCUGGGGUUUGGGCAGCACUAGUCGUGUCAGUCGCGAUAAUUGGUCCGUUGUUAGCGAUAGUUAACCACUUUACGUCGUUCUGCCUCGGGGAAAAACAUCGCUUCAGCACACGUGAUUUUGCGUUUAACAUGUUCCGCAAUUUGGUGGUACAAGGUAACCUCAUUUCGUCCGCGCGCUGGCCUCUGCGAUGCAUAUUCUUCUCGUGGUACCUCUUCUGCUUCUAUGUCUGUGCCUUGUACUCCGGGACGCUGACUGCCGUGCUGGCCAUCCCUGCCUUUGAGAAGCCGAUCGACUCUCUGGCGGACCUGCUGCGGGCCGUGAAAGAGGAUGGUUUCAGUCCUCUGUUCAUCCACGAUACCUCCAAUGUGCACAUCCUGAAGGAAGCCACGUCGGGAAUAUAUAAGGAGAUCUGGGACCGAUUUGAGCCUGACAGUGGCUACGUGUUCAGCGCCAAUGAGGGGGUCGAUAAGGUCCUGACGGGGAAAUUCGGCUUCAUCAACGCGUGGUUGGCGUCCGAGAUCCGAAUCAGCGCUCGAGGCAAGGAGAAGUACCACUUGGCUCGCCAGACUUACUACCCUCAGAGAUACGGCGUCGCCCUCCACUCCGGGGCUCCGUACUUGACCGUUUUUAACAAGAAGCUGAACCCAGCUGGUGGAAUCCGGCCUCAUCGGCAAGUGGAGGCGAGACGUGAUCGGAAGGGCGUCCGGGAACGUAGAUGGCGAAGGCCCCCACGGAGGUCCCGGCGCCAUCACCCUGACGCAUCUGCAGGCCGCCUUCUUCGUGCUCGGAGUGGGGCUCCUCGUGGCAUCCUUCGCUCUGGGCUGCGAGGUCGGCUUCUGCAGAGGGCGAGGCAGGAGGGAGCGUGAGGAUAAACCUGGAACCUCGCCUUCAUUUAGAACUGGACGCUAGUUUUCACGAGUUGGCGGGAUUUUCUAUUUUCAGAAUUGUUAUUAUCCUUACAUAUCAUAGGGGUUUAGGGAUUUGUAGGGACUUAUAACUAGAUUUUAAAAAAAUAUCUAAAGGGGUAUUUCCCAAGGAAUGUUUGAAUUAUAACUCGAUGUUGUAUUAUUUAUAUGCGAAGGGCAAUGAAUAUCAUUCUCUGUGCAUUGUGGGCGUAAGAGAAAUGUGUAAAAUAGGAUGUGAAAAUCGGUAAAGGAAAACAAUUUAUAAACCUAUAAAAUCACAUUUUUAUUGACUUUUAUAUUUAUCUUGUGGUAAUUUCUUCAAGUAACAUAUGAUUA